Molecule: messenger RNA, 1650 nt
Organism: Drosophila elegans
Lineage: Eukaryota; Metazoa; Arthropoda; Insecta; Diptera; Drosophilidae
Gene: vig2
Product: RGG repeats nuclear RNA binding protein A
Exons: 3
Coding region: 78-1334 (418 amino acids)
Cellular component (GO): cytoplasm; nucleus
Molecular function (GO): RNA binding
Source: RefSeq, a predicted model, not a curated record
AAAACCAUCGAUUAAUCCUCUCGACCAUCGGUGUUUCUCCCAUCACUUUCGUUUCCGGCGAGGCAACUUUUUACAUCAUGGACAAUUCUGGAAAUAACCGCUACGAGCUGUUGUUCAUGGACGACGAUGACUCCGCCGCCAACUCCGCUCCUGCCCAGCCACAGACUGCCAUUCCCGCCGUAGUUGCGCCGUCCAAGAAGGCGGAGCAGCCGGCCAAGGCGGCAAAAAGCAAGCCGGAGAAGGAGAACAAGCCGGUGGCGUCGGCCCGCAAGGCCAACAACUCGAAUCCGGUGGCCAAAAACACGAGUCCGGUGAAGGGAGUCGGCGGCAAAGGAGCGCCAACUGGCGGAGAUCGCCCUAGGAAUCCGGCCACCAGCAACGGGCCCAGCAACCAGGGCAGAUUCAACAACAAUCAGCGCUACGGAAACAAGGAACAAUCGUCCGGAGAAUUCGGAAACGAGCUGCCGCAGCGCCAGUUUAACAAUCGUGAUAACAGGGGACCACCACGCGUACGCGCCGGCGAAAAGUUCGGCAAACGAGAGUUCGAUCGCCAGUCUGGAUCCGAUAAAACCGGUGUGAAGUCAAUUGAUAAGCGGGAGGGCGGCGGUGCCCAUAACUGGGGGUCCCCGAAGCAGGACAUUGAGGACCUCAAGACCGGGGAAUCGUCACCGCAGGCGGAGAAGGAGGACUCGGCCAAUGAGCAGUCGGCUGAUGCGGCGGCCGCUGCAGCCGCCGAGGAGGAUGAGUCCAAGCAGAUGACCCUUGACGAGUGGAAGGCUCUGCGGGAUCAGCGUGCCAAGCCCAACUACAACUUGCGCAAGGCGGGCGAAGGAGCCGCCGACAAUGCCGAGUGGAAGAAGAUGGUGGUGUUGAGCAAGAAGAAGGAGAGCAACAGCGAGGACGAGUUGGAGUACGAUCCGUCGCUGUAUCCCCAGCGAGUGGGACGCCUGCAGCGCAUCGUGGACAUCCCGUUCAAGUUCAAUGAUGGACGCAAGGGUGGCUUCCGCAAGGGGCCGCGUCCAGGAGGACCAGGAGGUCCCCGUGGCGAGGGAUUCCGCAGCGAUGGACCCCAUGGAGAGGGUGGCUAUCGCAACGAUGGACCGCGCGCAGAAGGUGGCUACCGCAACGAUGGACCUCGUGGAGAGGGUGGCUAUCGCAACGAGGGUCCUCGCGGCGAGGGUGGCUUCCGUGGUGGCCCGCGCUUCAAUUCCGGAGCCGCCACCAACGGUUUCGACAACAGACAGGACAACAACAACAGAUUCGGGGAGAAACGCCGCUCCGCCCAGAAGCCCCUGAAGGUCGACGAUGAAGCUCAAUUCCCCACUCUGUGCUAGGAUCAGAUCAGCAAGGAACAAUAAGGUUUAACAAUUUCUGUAUUACAUAAUAAGUAAGCAGCUCCUUUGGUUAACGAAUAACCAUUAGAUUUUCGGCCGUAAUCUAUGAAGCUUGACGACCGGUUAACAAACAAAAACAAAUCAGCCACGCUUAUCCAUAUUCCUUAGUUGUAAACAAAAAUUUUUGAAUUUUUUCACUCUCAUCAUUUACGCAUUUAAAAUAACUAUUAAAAAUAGUUGGAAUGUUGAAAUAAAUUUACUUCAUUUAUAAACCAAGGAAUAUUAAUAUGGUAAUUAUUAUUACUAUUAUUCUUUA